CUGGCAACAGCUGGACCUUGAAGCGAUUCUGUGCUCCACACGUUACCCGGAGCGAGCAAAAAAAUGUCUCAAUUUUCUCUCUCCACUGUCUCCCUUCCUCCUCCGUCGUCGUCGUCGUCGACGUCAUCUGCUCUGCAGGUUUGCAACCAGAGAAUCUUUUUUCGCUCUUUCGGAGUUCAAGAUUGUUAUCGUUUUUCUUCUUCGUCUUCGUGUUCGAAGCCGAAAGUAGUGGUCACCAGAGAACGAGGGAAGAACGGCAAGCUCAUCAAUGCUUUGGCCAAACAUGGGAUCAACUGUUUGGAGCUUCCCCUCAUUCAGCACAUGAAGUUGCCUGAUUUGGAUAGGCUUUGUUCAGUGUUAAGUGACACUGCAUUUGACUGGAUCAUCAUAACUUCACCUGAAGCGGGUUCGGUUUUUCUUGACGCUUGGAAAGCUGCUGGAACCCCGAAUGUUAAAGUAGGUGUGGUGGGAGCUGGUACAGCUAGCAUAUUUGAGGAAGUUGCACAGUCGUCAAAGCAAUACCUCGAUAUUGCGUUUGCGCCAUCAAAAGCGAUCGGUAAGGUUCUGGCUUCAGAGCUUCCAAAGCAUGGGAAUAAAAAAUCCACCGUCUUAUAUCCUGCUUCUGCAAAAGCUAGCAGUGAGAUCGAGGAAGGCCUUUCUAGGCGUGGAUUUGAGGUCACAAGACUUAAUACAUACAACACGGUACCUGUCCAUCUUGUGGAUGAGAUGGUUCUUGAACAAGCACUUUCUGCUCCUGUUGUUGCUGUAGCGUCACCUUCUGCCAUUCGUGUCUGGGUUAAUCUUAUUUCGGAAUCAAAAUGCUGGGACAAUUCGGUUGCAUGUAUCGGUGAGACAACUGCUCUAGCUGCUCAAAGUUUGGGAUUAAGAAAUGUAUACUAUCCAACAAACCCUGGUCUUGAAGGGUGGGUUGAUAGUAUUAUUGAAGCCUUAAAAGUCCAUGAUCAAUUUCAGUAGGUUUAAGAGUUGUCUAUUGACACAGUCUUGUUUUUUCCCAGGUUUUAAGCAGAGGGUAGAGUAUAUAAAUGUCUAUCCCCGUGUAAAUUUGUAGAAAUAAGGAUGAGAAGUCUGGAAACAUCAGGAUAUGAAGAUGUCAAGAUGUUUGUCAUUACGGAGUAAUGAUGUAUAUUUGGUGGGAGACAAAGAUGUCAAGAUGUUUGUCAUUGCGGAGUAAUCAUGUACAUUUGGCAGAGCUUUCUGUGAGGUAAGCAAAGAGGAUAUUAAGAGAUGAUGCUUUGUAAAUUCAUGUUCUCAAAUUGUUUAUACAUCUUUCAUGCCAUAAAUGUCUCAUAUUUUGUACCAAAUUCUAAUAACAGUACAACUUGUUUGACAAAGUACCCUUGAUGAAACAAUUGACUAGCACUAAGUGGAUAAAUUUUUACCUAGC
Ilex paraguariensis (yerba mate) is the source of this 1405-nucleotide messenger RNA. Lineage: Eukaryota; Viridiplantae; Streptophyta; Magnoliopsida; Aquifoliales; Aquifoliaceae. The record is from the annotation of a GenBank genome assembly.